GACUAGCCCCACCCUCCUUUCGCCGGCGCUUUUUAGGCGGCGCUCUAAGUGGGUGAUGGAAUUAGCGUGGCGGAAGUGAAUGCCUUCUGACCCGGAAGAAGGCUCCCGGCCGGAGAAUUGUUUACAUUUCAAAGAAACCAGUUCCUUUUGGGAAAGUAGUUAAACCGACUUGGUCCCUCCGACAGAAUGGUUUGCGAAAAAUGUGAAAAAAAACUUGGUACAGUUAUUACUCCAGAUACUUGGAAGGAUGGAGCAAGGAACACUACAGAAAGUGGUGGAAGGAAAUUAAAUGAAAACAAAGCUUUGACUUCAAAGAAAGCAAGAUUUGACCCAUAUGGAAAGAAUAAAUUCUCCACUUGCAGAAUUUGUAAAAGUUCUGUGCAUCAGCCAGGUUCUCAUUAUUGCCAAGGCUGUGCUUACAAAAAAGGCAUCUGCUCAAUGUGUGGGAAAAAGGUUUUGGAUACCAAGAACUACAAGCAAACAUCUGUUUAGUUGCACUGAAUAACUUUCUGGCUUCCACUUUUAUAUUUCUAUAUGAUUUUUAUUUUCUGCUUUUAAUUUUUCCAAGGCAAAACUUGCACAUACUGGUUUUAAAACAAUAUUUCAAGGCAAAUGACUAAUAUUAGACCAUUAUUCAAAAAUUUCCUCUUUCAAGAAGCCCUGCAUAGUACAAAUUGUAUUACUGUCUACAAUUGAUAGCAUCCAUACAAACAUUUUACUCGACUUAGUAGGGCCAGAUUUCAGUUUUUCCCAAUCUUUUAUGCACUUUGUACUUACUAUAUAUCAAAUUAUUUCCUCCCCUUUUUUUCAGUAGAUAUUUUUGCCAAAGGGAUGGGAAUGUUAAGAAAUAGCAAAUUUGCUAAUAUUUCCCUAACAACAGUGAACCUUGGCAACCAAAAUCAUCAUUUGCCUCCCUUGACAGGAUGCAUUACUCUUAGCACCAGCAUCCUUUAGCGAAUCAUAAUAUAAAAGGGCAGAUAACCUUUGAAAUUUAAUAGGACUAAAAAAACAAACAAAAAAGAAGAGAGAUUUAAUAGGACUUUAUCAGAGACCAUGGUAGCUAAAGUGGCCAGUCUGCUUACCCACCUACUGAUUAGACCAUUCUGGAAAGGGUUUGAGAGUUUGAAUUUUAAGAUUUUCAUUCCUAUUGAAAGGGAAGAGUCCUCCUAGGGAGUAGCAAAAAUACAAUUAAUUCUCCUCCUGUCCUUUUGCCUGAGUUUCCCCAUCUCCUAGGUAGAAACCCCAGGAAUAGCUCAGAAGGAGUAGUGAUUCUGUGAAUUCAGUCAGUAUUAGGAAGCCUAGAAGAGUGGCACCUGAUGUCUAUGUUAACCAGCAUGGGGAGACAUCACCAUUGUGUGAAAGCCUCAGAAGCAGAGAUCAAAUUCUUCUCCCCCCACCCCACCAAAACAGCAAGAAUAUGAAUCCUGUAGAUGUUAUAAAUGGAUACACAUUGCCAGAAUUUUUUACGUAAAGGUCCCUAAAUCCAAUACUGUAUGUCAAGGAAGAAUGUUCUUGCUGAACCUUCAAAAUUUGGGGAUCUCUUUCUAUUGAAAGUGGAUGCUUAUUGGGAGAUAAUUAUGCAGGAAGGUAAAAAUCUUUUCCCUUUAAAAGCUGGGGUAUGUCAGAAAUAGGUGAAACUGGUGGUGUCCUCACACAUGGCAGAAUGUGGGGUAGAAGUACUCUACAUUUUUAUUUAAGUUUUGAUAAUAAUUAUGAAAACUAAUUAAAGUUGUACUUGUCACUUA
Monodelphis domestica (gray short-tailed opossum) is the source of this 1745-nucleotide messenger RNA. RefSeq names its product CXXC repeat containing interactor of PDZ3 domain (gene CRIPT). The record is from RefSeq and is a predicted model, not a curated record. Gene Ontology annotation, biological process: cytoplasmic microtubule organization. NCBI's taxonomy places the organism in Eukaryota, Metazoa, Chordata, Mammalia, Didelphimorphia, Didelphidae. Gene Ontology annotation, molecular function: microtubule binding; PDZ domain binding. Gene Ontology annotation, cellular component: dendrite.